This is a messenger RNA of Paramacrobiotus metropolitanus, 2615 nucleotides long. RefSeq lists its product as uncharacterized. NCBI's taxonomy places the organism in Eukaryota, Metazoa, Tardigrada, Eutardigrada, Parachela, Macrobiotidae. The transcript has 6 exons. The record is from RefSeq and is a predicted model, not a curated record. Bases 519 to 2093 code for a protein of 524 amino acids.
UUGAUAAUUUAUCAACUAGGCGCUCAUUUAACCGUAACCGAUGAUUGUAAAAGCAUUUAUCACCAUAAAACCAUAAAAGUUUACGUAUGAGAACGUAGUUGGAGCGGUAAUUUUGUCGAAAUUGUCAAAGUUUAUAACGGCGGUCUGGGUUCUGGUUUUUUUGCAACGAUUGGCUUCUUUGGCGUGAUGCGUCGAGGUCGCAUCUUUAAAAGGAAAAAAUCUGAUGGGCUUUCUAGAAAGCUGAACUGUCUCGCUUAAUUCUCUUCGCAUUUGAUUAUUUCCAUCGUUAUUUGACGUGGCCUUUGAGCGGGAAACCCAAGCGUUGAAACGUGAAAAACGGGCGCUGUUUAGGCGCGAUCCUGACGUCGAACGGGUGUAGCCAGGCACCGGCAAAGUUGGCAGCCGCGACAAGCGAACUGGUUGACAAUAUUUCAACGGCCGGCACCGAUCUAAUAUGCCUUGAUGACGGAGAGUGUGAUUUAAUCGCUUUGAAGGAUAUUACGCAACAGGAAUCGCUUAUGCAAACACCGUCGGUAUGUGGCAAUGUGGAUGUGGUCAUCAGUAUGGAACGUAAAGAUAUGAGUUUAUUGUCGAGAACGCCGGCGCGGAAUGGCUGUUCACCGUUUAGUGGCGGGAUUAUGGAGCUGCGUGAUGAUCCGGAUGAUUUAUUUGAUGAACGAUUUGACUGUGAAAUUCGCACACCGGAGGCCAUGUCGGAUUCGGAAGAUGUGCCGGUGAAAACACUGCUGGAUAGCCCGCUGACCUUUAAGCAGCGCGUUAUCGCCGCGCGCGAACGCUUUCGGGAUUACGAGAACAGUGCGUCCAAGGAGAUGGAUGAUUUCCUCAAACUGAUCAUUCCCACACCGCAGUCCAUGACCCGUUCGACCAGUUCCUCCGGUAUCUCCUCGCGAUCUCCCGAUUCGGUGGUGCUGCUGGAUUUGGCAUCAUCCAGCCCGAGCAGUGCCCAUUCGGAAUACAAUCUCAACCGUCAGAAUUCGCUGUUGCGCCGCAAACCGGAAGAGUUGGGUUCGGGAGCGUUGGCGGAGAUUGCCCGUCGCGCCCAGGCACAGGAACGGGAAAUGUUGGAGGCUGGACGGGAGCUGAUGCGGAAGAUUAAGGAGCGACGCAGUUCACCCAGUACGCCGUGUUUGGAGGGAGAGAAGAGUGUGGUUGGGGAUGAUGGUACCGUCGCGUCGCCAACGAUUCCGUCGAGACUGGUUUUUGGAUCGAGUCCGGAAAUGCCUAUCGCUGCUCCAAAGCAAUCUUUCAUUCCACCUCCCAGCAAAAUCCCCUCCCCGCCCAAAUCCGCACUGAAGAGUUCUCCCAAAGGCGUGGCUCAUGUGAAUUUCGCUCCGUUCCCAACUGUUCUCAAUCCCAGUCCGUCCAUUCCCGCUAAUCACAUCACAAAUGCAGAAACUUCAGCUGAAUCGAGUGUAGCCACGGAGAAAUCGCAGAUUGAACCGGAAGUUGUAGGAAAAUCACUCAUGGGAGUUCCCAGAACCGGAUCGAUUAGCUCAGAUGCUGGGAAAAGCGGGAAGAUUGUUCCUUUAGUUAAGAAAUUAUCCUUGCCCAAUGUUGCGGUUGGAAAAAUUGCAAAAUCUAUGGAAAGCCUGCCGAAGAUGGCAAAACCGGCGGAGGUUCCGGCCAAAAUCGCCAAGCUGCCGGAAAAUCCGUUGAACUGGCCGGCACGAAGUGCCGUGUGCAGUCGAUCACUUCGCAUGCCCAAACUGCCGGCGGAGAACAUUGUCAAGGGUGUUGCCCGCAUGAGCUUCCGGGAUUCCGCGCAGAAGGGCACAUAUAACACGAAGAAAACGGAGAAGACCGCCGCGGAGCCCUUGAAAGCCGUGCAUGAUAAGAAAAUCCCCGGUCGCUUCACCUUGACCCCGGCGUUGGCGGAAUCCGUGGCCCGCUUGUCCACGCCGAAGAAGCCGUCGCCUAAGACCUCACCGGAAGAGAAACCGGUCAGUCCGCUGGAUUUUGGCAGUCUGCUGCGCGCCAAGACCCCGUCGCCGCCCAAGAAGGAGAACAGCGCGACGAAGCGGCGUUUAUCGUUUAUGCCGUCGACGGCGACCGGUGGAGCGGGGCGAAGGUGACGGCCAGUGCGGGGCGGGUGCCGGCCGGACGGUUGAGCUUGAAGCCGACGGUGGCGCUAACGGAGAAUCUGCCGUAUCGAUGGAAUGGGGCGAAGGCUGACACGCGCCCCAGCGGACCGGUUGCCAGACCGGCGGCCAGUCGUAACGGCAGUGUGGGAAGUGAUAAUGAGAAUUUGUUGAUUGACCUGUGAGCGAUGUGGACCAGGAGUCACUUUUUUGUUGGAUGUGCAAGAUUUUGGGAGGAUUUUUUGUCUCAGCUCGGCGGUAGUUAUUUAUUUUUCCUGCGCUGGCGUUGUGAUUUUUUGUGAGAAGGAAAUUCAUUGUUUUUGCGGACCAAUAUUUAUGGUAAAAUUUGCUGUUGGAUCUGACUAGGAAAGGUUGGCUUUUGGGUACGUACUCGGUACUCGUACAAAUUGUUCCCGUGUCAGUAGAGUGCGGUGGAUUUUCUAUUUUUCAGCUUUGACUGCUUUGGAAAUUCUGGAACUCUUGUACAAUAAUUUGAAUAAAUUUUGCUGGUUAUUG